CCCUCACAAUAGUUUUGGGGGAAAAUCAAAUUUCUGAGGAAUUUGAUUUUUUAGGGUUUCAAAAAAAUUCAAUCUCUCUUUUUCCCUCCUUUUCUUUCCCUCUCUUUUUGCAGCAGAUCUCCAUUGAAACACCACAAAACAACCUCAAAUUUCACUCCCCACUCGUUGACUCCCUCUCUCACUCUUUUUCUCACAAGGUUUAUUGACUGGCGGUUGAAGCUCGGGUUAUUAAUGGAUUUGUGAUCCCCUUCGCUGCUUGGAUACAACAAGUUCUUGUGAAGGCCAAGUGCUCUGUGGUGCUUGGCCGUUGCUACUAAAUCUGUUUCCAGACCACAAGGUAGCUCAUUGUGGAAUUUGGAAAUCUAGUUUGUUUUCAAUGGACUGCAACAAAGAUGAGGCUAUCAGGGCCAAGGAAAUCGCUGAAAAGAAGAUGCAGAGUCACGACUUUGAAGGUGCCCGAAAGAUUGCUUUAAAAGGAAAAAACCUCUACCCUGAACUUGAAAAUAUUGCCCAGAUGCUGAGCAUCUGUGAUGUGCAUUGCUCAGCUGAAAAAAGGAUUGUAGGAUCCGAAAGGGAUUGGUAUGGAGUCCUUCAAGUUGAAAAGUCGGCUGAUGAGGCAACAAUCAAAAAACAAUAUCGCCGGCUAGCACUUAUGCUCCAUCCUGAUAAGAAUCGAUUUCCUGGUGCGGAGGGGGCUUUUAAGUUGAUUUGUGAAGCAAAUGCAUUGCUUUCAGAUCCAGCAAAAAAAUCUGUAUAUGACAGAAAGAUAAACGCCUGGUCCAGAUCCACAAUCCCUCCAAAUCAUCAGACGAACAGAAGUUCUCAGUUCAAUAGCCAAUAUGGUGUUCAAAACAAAAACACGUCUAAUGGUUUCAGUAGCCUGAAUCAACAUCAUAAUACUCCCACUACUGAGUUCUGGACACAAUGCCCUUACUGCAAAGUAAACUACAAGCAUCCCAGAAAAUUUGUGAACACGCGUUUGAUGUGCCUUAAAUGCUCUAAGCCAUUUGUUGCAUAUGUAAUCCCUGCUCCACAAGUUUCCUCAGGCAAGUUGGGUAACCAAGGUUCUCAGCAGUUUCCAUCAAAACCUGAUGUACACCAAGCUGCUGCUAAAGCGUCUUCAGUGCCCCAAUCUGGAUCACAAGGGGCUGCUGAGAAUUUAAAGACCAACGCUGGUCCAGUUCAGAAGGAAUCUAAAAAUGCCAAGACCAAUGCUGCUCAAGCUCAAUCUGCACGUAAGUCAUCACGGAGCAGGCAGCAUGUGUCAUAUAUGGAAGCUGAUGAAGAUAAUGAUUCUAGACCUCUCAAGAGACCUCGCGCAAGCACAGAGACAGAUGCUAAGGAGCAUAAGGAUGCUGGAGACUCAAAGCAUGUUAAUCAAAAUAGUUUCCCCACCGUUCCAGAAUCUUCUAAGUUUGGAAACAAAGAGACAGGAGCUGCUCAUUCCAAAGAAAGUUUGAAGGACAACAAUGAGGGUUUUAAUAAAAAAGCUGAUAUCAGAGGGGUAACUGGUGGUAGGUCUGGUGUUCCUGCUGACCCAGUUAAAGUUGAAAGCUCUGACCUAGACACAGAAUAUAUGGAGUGUCCUGACCCAGAAUUUAGUGAUUUUGAGAAGAUGCGUGAUGAAAACCAGUUUCGUGUCAAUCAGUUUUGGGCUUGUUAUGAUACAUUAGAUAGCAUGCCAAGAUUCUACGCCAAGGUGAGGAAGGUAUGUUCUUCUCCGUUUGAAUUGCAUAUUACAUGGCUGGAAGCUGUUCCUAUACAUGAUUCUUUUAAAGGGUGGGUAGAGGCGGAGUUGCCUGUUGGUUGUGGAAGUUUUAAGAUUGGCAAAACUGACAAAAUAUCUGGAUGCUUGUCACUCUCUCAUCAAGUGCAUUGUGAAAAAGGGAAAAAGAGAGGUUCCUUUUUCUUAUACCCAAGAAAAGGGGAGGUUUGGGCUCUUCUGAGAGACUGGGACAUCAGUUGGAGUUCUGACCCCAAGAAUCAUGAGAAAAUCAGAUAUGAAAUUGUUGAGGUUCUCUCGGAUUUUGCUGAAGGUAUUGGCAUAGAAGUUGUCCACUUGGAGAAGGUCAAUGGAUUUGUGAGCCUCUUCCGGAGGCGUGAGCAAAAUGUAAUCAAUUCAUUUUUAAUAGACCCGAAAGAGCUGUACAAGUUCUCACACUUUGUUCCCAGUUUCAAAAUGACAGGCAUGGAAAGAGAAGGAGUGCCGAUAGGUUCCUUUGAACUUGAUCCUGCUUCUUUGCCUCUUAAUCCCGAGGACUUGUAUUUCCCUGGGAAAGCAAAGGUCGAACAUAGAGAUGAAAAUCCUAGUGUUGAGAGCUCACUGCCGAAAUGUGCUGAGGAAAACGGUAAAUCUUCUAAGUCAGGGAGAUUCUGUAGUCCUCAUAAGACUCUGGAUUCGAAAGGGCCUACAGGGAAGAACCUCCGGCGAUCGCCUCGGGGAGGGAAUUUUAUGAAGCAAAGCACGAAAUGAUGUCAGCAUGUAUUCCCCCAAACAACAUUUGUUUACUGAGGCUGGUGAAGAUUUAUGGCUAGCUGGAUGUGGAUUUUGUGGUUUUCCCCCAACAAAUAAACAAGUCAAGUCUUGGGCAAACAAAUGGUAGGUACCCAUGAUUUGGUUGGUUUUCACUAGCUGUUUAAGUACCAAAUUUCCGAAUUGUUGGAAUCUUGAACCUGUCUUGAUGUCUCCUUCUGAAGCGUCUUGUACGGUCCGACUGUGCAGAACUUUUUGUUAGUGCAUCAUAACAGGAACUGAAGAUGAAGUAUUCUGCAGAGAUAGUCAUUUUUCUAUAUUGAGGUUCCAGCUUACUGGUAAAAAGGGUAGUCUCUGGAGGGGGGUUCACAAUCUGUUUCUGUGGGUAUGUACUUAUAAAAGCUAGUAGAAGGUUUACUAUCAUAGUGUUGGUGGUAGUUUCUUAGCCUUUACUAGAUUGGUAAAGAAUUAUUAAUAUUGUAGUUGCAGCUAUUCUAACAAAGAGUAGAUGACUGUUCUUUUGUUUAUAAUUUCCAUUUAUCUUUUGCAUGCUAUGAAUUUGGAGUUCAAAGU
Molecule: messenger RNA, 3046 nt
Organism: Salvia hispanica
Lineage: Eukaryota; Viridiplantae; Streptophyta; Magnoliopsida; Lamiales; Lamiaceae
Source: RefSeq, a predicted model, not a curated record